AUGCCCUGUGGUGGUGGCAUAUCACAGUGGGGGUCAGCGUCACCCCUGCAGCGGUGGCGUGUCACAGUGGCGCAGCAUCUUGCCAGUGGGCUCCCUGUGAGACGCCCCAAUGACAUGGGAGCUGACGAGUUCCUUCCUGCGGAUAUCAGGCGGGCAGUGAAGCGGGCAACUCGGAAGGUCUGCUAUGUCUGUGGUGAGCGGGGGGCCACUGUUACAUGCUGGCAGAAGGGCUGCAAGCGCAGCUUCCACUUCCCCUGCGGCCGCGAAGAUGGCUGUGUCUCGCAGUUCUUUGGGCAGUACAGGUCCUUCUGCCGGGAACAUCGCCCAGAGCAAACAGUACAGGCACAGCAGGAUGGGGAAACCUCCUGUCUCAUUUGUCUGGAGCCCGUGGAGGAAAAGCUAUCCCACCAUACGAUGGUGUGCCCUGCGUGUACGCACGCAUGGUUCCAUCGGGGCUGCAUCCAGCAACAGGCUCUCCGCUCUGGGCUGUUCUCCUUCCAGUGCCCCCAGUGUAAAGACAGCAAGAAAUUCCUGCCAGAAAUGUCUUCCUUGGGAAUCCGAGUCCCCAUCAGACAACCCGCAUGGGAGGCAGACGGUGCCUUCGCAGAACUGUAUCAGAGGCACAACCGAUGUGAUGCUAGCCAGUGCCUUUGUGCAGGGGGAAGAGGACAGGCAGAAGCAGCUGGGCCCUGGUACCUGCUCCUCUGCUCCUCCUGUGCUGCCAGGGGCACCCACCGACGCUGCUCUGCCUUAAGGGCCACCGCAGCCACGUGGGAGUGUGAUGGCUGUGCGGGCCUGGGCACUGGAGCAUGGGGCUUUGCCACUGACCUUCUGGCCUCUCCUUGCAGCCUCCUGUGCACAGCUGGAGACAGCCAGCUCCAGCAACACCAGCCAGCCGGCAUCGUCCCCCAGCUGCACGGCUCCUGUGAGCAGCAGCCAGGCAGGCCAGACUGGGCCAGAGCAAAGGCCAAGCUGCUCACGGUUACGACGCCGCCCACGAAAUCCUUACAGCCGGCCCUGAAGAGCCAGCGCUGCCCCAGCACAACCGCACUCCUUCUCGGCAGCUCUGCCGGUGGGGCCUUGGGGCCACCAGUCCCAGCCCCCGCCAGAGGCAGUCCUGCGGGGCCUGCUGUGUUCACCCAGCCUGUGUCCACCAGUCCCGCUGCACAGCCUCACGCGGGAGGGAUGCCGUCUUCCGGCCACGGGGAACCACACUGUGUCUGCUUCUCAAUAAAGAGAAUUGUUUACUGGUCUUAUGGCAAGAGCUAUGGCCUUGAAGUUACAAGUGAGCCAUCAGGGGGAGAGUGA
This is a messenger RNA of Struthio camelus australis, 1308 nucleotides long. NCBI's taxonomy places the organism in Eukaryota, Metazoa, Chordata, Aves, Struthioniformes, Struthionidae. The record is from RefSeq and is a predicted model, not a curated record.